This is a messenger RNA of Patella vulgata (common limpet), 1994 nucleotides long. RefSeq lists its product as uncharacterized. Bases 622 to 1683 code for a protein of 353 amino acids. The record is from RefSeq and is a predicted model, not a curated record. NCBI's taxonomy places the organism in Eukaryota, Metazoa, Mollusca, Gastropoda, Patellidae. The transcript is spliced from 4 exons.
UUAGGUAUUAGAUACACAGUAGUACAAAGAGGGAACAUAACUUAAAUGUGACCCACCAUUUCUAAUUCAGUCGCAUGUCGCAUAAUGUCAUUUUUCAGUACAGGUCAAAAUAGGUAAGAAACUGCCAUCUGACCGAUUUUGAGUUUUCACCAAAAAUCAAUAGUUAAAGGCAUACACUUUUGUACAAACCUGUUUAUACAACAUAAUAAUAAUCCCAUAGUUCAUUAAUAUGCGAUUUACGAAGACUGUCUAAAAAAAAAAUGCCUUAAAACAAAGAAAAAAUUCCUGAAAAUUGUCAAAUGCUGACUUCUUUAUGCCAACACAUUACGGAAAAUCCCCUGUUACUUGGUAUCAUAACAAACUUUAAGAAUCCCUUUCUACGUCAUCAUAAAAUAAUUUCGAUUGGUGUUAUUAAAGACCAAUCAAAAACGUUUUUAAAUGUAGAAUAGACGUCUGCUUGUUGCUAUGUGAGGCCGAUUGUCAUUGUAGCAGGCUCGCGGAUUCGCUAAUUUUGAUCACAUGGUGCGCACAGCACGAGACAUGAAGUGAAAUUUUAAUGGCUGUGCCCUGGGAAUAUUUGUAAACACGUAAUUCUAAAAGUAUUUUCUAGUGUAGGCUAUCAUGUGUAGCAGGGCAGAUAACAUCGCCAAAGCUUUAAAUGAGUUGGCAGGAGCGAAUCUGACACGCUCUGCACCUGCUGGGACAUGGAAUCAACUAAUUGAGGAGUAUUUUGUUGACAAUUCUGAAUCCAAUUCAGAGAGCAGUGACAGUGACGAUGAUUAUGAUGAGAUUUUGAACGGUGUACCCAGUGCUAUAAUAAGUGAAAAUAUGGACGUAGAACAGCUCAAUGAUGAUGCGAAUGGCAAGCAAAGUGAUAGUGAAGAGGAGGGGUUGGGGAAGCUAGAAAAAGAAAAUGAAGUAGAAAUAGAAACCAUGAUAAUGAAGCAGGUUGACUUUAUUGACCCUGAUAGUGAAAAAGAAAUGGACAAAAUUUGUUUGUUUAAAUGUGAAUGUGUGUCUCGGCGCAAAGAAAAUUCAAAGAAGGGAUUGAUGUCAUAUAGCGAGAGGCUUUCUCCUGAGUUUAUAUAUCGAUGUCGACAAGAUAUGGUUUCCCUCACGUCAGACGAAAAAGACCUCGUAAUCAUUGGUAAGAUCAGCAGUCUUGGAAACUUCAGUGACUACACGGAACGAUCAAAACACAAAACUCAGAAGAAAAGGUCGCAUCAGAAGACUGCUUAUCUUGUUGAGGGAAAAACUAUUUGUCGAAGUACAUUUAGAUUUGUAAAUAUGAUCAGUCAGUCUGUGUUAGAUAGCUGCUUCAUCCAGUACAAAGAGAAUGGGAUAUCACCUCGUCUAAAGAAACGUGGGGGCCGUAGAACUAAAAACCGUAAUAUUCUAAGCCAUGAUGACAUACGUAGAGUUGUUUCUUUUAUCUGCAACUAUGCAGAAGAGCAUGCCAUUAUUCUACCUGGUCGGCAUCCUGGUCAGAAGAAACUAGAUAUCAAACUUCUACCUUCAUAUGUAACCAAAUCAUCAGUUCAUGGUUUCUAUAAAGAGGAAGUAACUAAACUUGGCCAUCGGGCUGCGAAGAUUAGCAGUUUCCACAGCCUUUGGAAGUCGCUAACCCCCCACAUCACUCGUACAAAACCAAUGUCUGAUCUGUGUUGGCAGUGCUGUUUAUAGAAGCUCAAAUUUACCAGAAAUAGUCAAGUCAGCAAAAUUAAAAAAACAAGAGGAACACUUACUGGUGGUUACCAAAGAGAGGUCCUAUCUGAAUGAAAUGGUUGCCCGUUCCAGAGAGGCCUGUGAAGUACUUAAUCUGACUAAACUUCAGCCAACAUUACCAAUGUCAAGGCCAAUUAACAUGCACUACAGCUUUGAUUUUGCUCAACAGGUCCACUUUCCCGUCGACCCACUAAAGCCAGGACCAAUUUACUUCCUGACCCCAUGGAAGUGUGGAUUAUUUGGCAUGUGCUGUGAAGGAAUACCACAAC